Molecule: messenger RNA, 1140 nt
Organism: Fusarium keratoplasticum
Lineage: Eukaryota; Fungi; Ascomycota; Sordariomycetes; Hypocreales; Nectriaceae
Exons: 1
Coding region: 1-1140 (379 amino acids)
Source: RefSeq, a predicted model, not a curated record
AUGCCGAGAAAAAACGUCCGGCGGCGGCCCGCUACGCCAAACCUCAAGGUCGCUCAGGUUCAAACUCAGGUUGAGGACCAACAACAACUCACCGCCGCCGACCCGAACUCGCCACCAGAGACCCCCACCACAUCGCCGCCCUUUUCCCGCAAGAUCAGUCUAAAACCUCGGCGCCAGCCUGACUUUCAUGAUUAUUUUGAGCCUCUUGACACGGAUCCCAACAUCAAGCCUGUUGGAAAUGGUCACCAGUUUAGCUACCAGCCCAACCUGGGCCCUGAGCAGUUGAGUCCUCGCUCAUCUUCCUCGUCCGACAUGCUCGACGAUACCAGCGAAGACGACUCAGACGACGACGAUGAUGAUGACGAUGACUCGGGGAGCCCAAGCAUCCGCAGCUUAACAAACAGUCCUGCGCCAGCUGCUGCUUCUGAGGCGGAUGAGUCUGACAUGGAUCUUUCUGAUGAUGCCGAAAGCUCUAGCGACUCAGACGACUCUGAAUCCGACUCUGGUUCUGACUCUGACAGGUCCGGUGCUACAGACGAGGCCGAGACUUCACAUAUCACUGCCACCACCGCGGCCACAGCCACCUGCAACUUUGUUCUUGAGGAUGUUGAUCCGAUGGACCCUGAGUGUGAGGGACUCGAUGUUCUGCAACCCACCGAGAUUGAGUCGAACCGCAGUCGCUCAAGAUCGCGGCACAGAAAGGCUCACAAAACCAUGGUCAAGGACUUCAAGAACCUCAACUGCAGCAACGAGACGUCAGACAAUGAACAGGCUGCGGAUGGCGACUACGAAUUUGACGAGGAGUCGGCAUUCCUGAGGCGGCGGGAGCAGCUCAGAAAGUUCCGCCGCAUGAGCAUGGGUAGUAGCUUUGGAAAGCGCACGCAUAGCGAACUCAGCGACUCGGACGACGACGGUGAGGCAUUAGACGUCAACGACGUCGGCUCGAGCGCACGUCGCAUGCGGAGAAAGCUGCAGCGAACCAGCUUACUAUUCCACGACCCGCCCCCCGCGCGCAUUGAUGAGCUCGAGGAACCUGACUCGAGCGAGGAGGACUACAUCCCCGGCCAGGACCUCGCACGAGAGCUACCUUAUUGGGCCAUGGAGAUUAUGGAGAUGGACUCGAACUCGAGCUCGAGCUAG